AUGCAUCUUUUACUAAGAAAUAUAAGACCUUUCCUAGUAAGAAAUUACCAUCGAAAGUCAGUGGCUGCAUUAGCAGCAGAAAUAAACAGAGACAAUGUCAAUAGCAAGUAUUCUGAGCAGCUUGAAAAAUUUAAAGACAGAAUUUUGUUUAAUUCAUUACUGGAAGUUCAAAAAAUCAAAAUAAGGAAGCUUGAUGAGGUACAGACAAGUAGUUUAGUUAAGAGAAGAUUAAAGCAAGAAGAUGCAUUAGGUGUUGUUCCAUUGCCCGUAGUGCUUAAUCAGUUGUGCGAGGAAAAACCGAAAGAACAAGAUACAGAGGAACUGGAUUUUAAAAAACAGCAUAAACAAGUUGAAUUUACUGUAUCUUCACUGCCUUAUUCGAGAUUCUUAAAAGUUCAAAGCAGUGAAUUGAAGGAAUCACAAGAAAAUGAGGAUAAGAAAGUAGUUCCCAAUAAUUGGCUCAAAGAUUACGAACUGUAUGAUGAGGCUGAAGAUGAGUUACAGUCGGAAUAUGGAACUCCGGACCAAUUUUCCAGUCACAAACGUUGCUUGUGGUGGAUGUGGUGCAUUACUUCAUUGUAAAGACCCAUCGAUUCCUGGAUAUCUCCCGAGUGAAAUUCUCACAGACUUGAAUAAAGAAGAACUGAAGACUGUUCAUUGUCAGAGAUGUCACUUUCUUAGCAAAUAUAAUACAGCUAUUAGUGUAUCAGUUAAGCCUGAAGAUUACAUUAAUAUAAUUUCAUCUAUAAAGGAUCAGUCAGCACUAGCAAUUGUUAUGGUCGACUUACUAGAUUUUCCAUGCUCAAUAUUUCCAAAUCUAUCAAACAUACUUGGAAAGACUAGACCAAUAUUUCUAGUUGGUAAUAAAGUUGACUUGAUUCCUCGAGAUUCCCAAAAUUAUUUGGACAAUGUCAAGCAGAGCUUAAGAUCGGAAGCCUUGAAAAUGGGAUUUGAAAACAAAAGUAUUAAGCACACAGCAUUAAUAUCUGCAAAAACUGGUUAUGGUGUUGAGGAACUGAUUACUAAACUCCAUCAAAUUUGGAAGUAUAAAGGAAAUGUCUACCUAAUUGGUUGUACAAAUGUCGGUAAAUCUUCUCUAUUCAAUGCGUUUUUAAGAUCAGAUUAUUGCAAAUCAGAAGCAACGAACUUGAUUCAACGAGCUACAGCAUCUCCGUGGCCAGGAACGACAUUAAAAAUGCUUAAAUUCCCGAUUUUACGACCAUCAGACUUUCGAGUGGCACUAAGAGCUCAAAGAUUAGCAGGUGAAAGAAGUGCAAAAUAUCUGGAGGAUGAAUAUCGAAGGCAAGAAGCAAAGGAUAGAAAAAGUAUAAAGCAUGCGACUCUAAUUGGACAUAUUGGAAGAACGUUUGAAAAAAUUGAGGAACAUUCAGAUCCAGCAGCUCAAUCACAUACUGGUGGAUAUGCGGGAAAGAUUCUCACAUUAAAUGAGAAUGAAGAAAGAUAUAUCCAAAGUAAAUGGUGCUUUGACACGCCAGGAGUUAUGCACAGUGAUCAGAUCCUUCCACAGCUUACAACAGACGAAAUUCUCAAAGUACUUCCAAGACACAUGAUUCGUGCUCGAAUGUUCUUUAUGAAACCAGGAAUGUCACUUUUUAUCGCUGGAUUAGCAAGACUUGAUUUUAUAGACGUUCCCAAAUUGACAAGAGCUAUUGUCUACUCAUCUCUUCAUCUUCCAGUGACAAUUUGCAAUACAGACGAUGCUGAUGAUUUUUAUGAGAAAUUCCUAGGUUCUGAACUUCUCGGAGUUCCAAUAACCAUGAAUGAAGAUAGAUUAUCAAAAUGGCCUAAAUUAGAGCCUUUAUAUGAUGAGAUUGCAAUUGAUUGAUGGAAUCGAUAAGCACGUUUCAGCAUGUGAUUUUGUUAUGUCUUCUGCAGGUUGGAUAGGAAUUAAUUUACCAAAAAAUACAGUAGGCAUUUUCAAGCCAUGGAUUAUUGGAGGUAAAGGUGUGCAUGUAAGAAAACCGUCAAUAUUAUUGAAUGGAUUCAACUUGAGAGGUCACAGAAUACGAGAUUCACCUGCUUACGGAAUUGGUGAUGCUUAUACAUUUAGAAAAGUUUUUAAAAAAAUAAAUAUGUAG
Messenger RNA from Chironomus riparius, 2099 nucleotides. Lineage: Eukaryota; Metazoa; Arthropoda; Insecta; Diptera; Chironomidae. The record is from the annotation of a GenBank genome assembly.